Metschnikowia bicuspidata var. bicuspidata NRRL YB-4993 is the source of this 435-nucleotide messenger RNA. RefSeq lists its product as uncharacterized. The record is from RefSeq and is a predicted model, not a curated record. The transcript has 2 exons. Gene Ontology annotation, cellular component: endoplasmic reticulum; Golgi membrane; Golgi cis cisterna. NCBI's taxonomy places the organism in Eukaryota, Fungi, Ascomycota, Pichiomycetes, Serinales, Metschnikowiaceae. The coding region runs from base 1 to 435 and encodes 144 amino acids. Gene Ontology annotation, biological process: endoplasmic reticulum to Golgi vesicle-mediated transport; retrograde transport, endosome to Golgi.
AUGCUCUUCGACUCCACGUUAUGGCUCACUGAGAGACAAAAAUAUGGCGUCGCGUCCACCGCAGCCGGUGUCGUGUUUUUCCUCCUUGGCAUAGUGACGUUUUUUGAUUCUAGCUUGCUUGCCAUCGGCAACAUCUUGUUCAUAAUAGGUGUGGUGCUAAUCAUCGGACCCUCGAGAGCACUCUAUUUCUUUGCCCGCCCGACCAAAAUAAAACCCACGCUAUUUUUCUUUGGCGGCAUUGUCCUCAUUCUAAUGAAACACUCGUUCAUUGGGUUUGGCGUGGAGUCUGUUGGGAUAUUGUUUCUCUUCGGCGACUUUUUCGGAACCAUUGUGCUGUUUUUAAGGUCAUUCCCAAUUAUUGGUCCCAUCUUAAAACACCCUGCAAUUGAGCCCUACAUUAAUCGCGUGGCUGGCUUAGAUACCUUACCCGUAUGA